Messenger RNA from Blepharisma stoltei, 3311 nucleotides. The record is from the annotation of a GenBank genome assembly. Lineage: Eukaryota; Ciliophora; Heterotrichea; Heterotrichida; Blepharismidae.
AUGAAAAUACUGUAUUUUCUUUUGCUUUUAUAUUUAGGCUUCUGCUUUGAAUAUAUUCUACACUUCAAUUAUUAUGACACCCGCAUCAGCCUGCUCUCAAAACUCCCUCCCCAAGCACAAGCAACAAUUAUUGUUGAGCAUGACCCAUCUCAAAUGGAAGCAGUCUCAGACUUUCUCCUCAUAAUUUCAAAUGAAGAGCUGGAUUCAUCGACUUUGCCUGAUUUAAAAGGCAUUUAUCUUCAAAAGAGUUAUACAUAAAAAUGGCGACCACGUGCCACCCGACCUUUCGACCCUAUUUCCUCAACAUAUGUAUGCAACGGUCCAGUGGUGGGGAUAUAGGUCAAAAGAGGCGGAACCCUUUAUGUAUGUCGGGCUAUGUUUUUACUCGGGACCCAGGGAUCUAAUCCAUGAGGCUCGGACUUUCUCCUCUGGAACAACCAUUGGAAAGGACAAGAUCGGCGAUAGCCCCGAGCGGAAGCUGAUUCCCACGAACAAGACUCGAGAGAUAGCAUUUGUCCAACGAGAAACUGGGAGUUUCGAGCCAGGUAGUUGGCUCUUAGGCUCUAGAGGUCAUGGAAGCCAAGAAUGCUUCGCGCGAAUCCCUUGUUUGAGGCAGCAAGGAGGGUGCCAAACGGGACUCCUCAGUGAGCGAUGAGUGUGUAUGGGUGCAAAUCCCCGGUCCUGCUAGGCAAAGAACUUUAAAUUAUUUAUCUUCAAAAGAAAAUUAACAGAAAAACCCUUGCUUCUCAGUCACAAGGAAAAAGCCGUCGAUUAGAAGAAGUUUUACCGAUAAAAUAUUUAUGGGAUCAGAAUAAGAAAGGAAAAGGCGUAAAACUAGGGAUCCUUGAUUCUGGGAUUAAUAGCGCAGAUCUUAGUAAAAUUCUGAUUGAAGGGUGUAUAAAUUUUACAAAUGAUCUUGAUUGCGAAGACAGCACAGGGCAUGGAACUUUUAUGGCAUCACUUAUAUCAAGCACACAAGAUGGGUGUUUAGGGAUCGCCCCAGAGUCAACUUUGUAUAUUUUAAAGGUUUUCGAGGAUUCUGAAGAGUCAUAUACAUCGUGGUUUCUAGAAGCUUUUAAUUAUGCAAUACAGCAUGAUAUAUAGCAAUUUCACAUAUAUAAAACCGAUAAUAUGGAGUAUUAAUUAUAUUUUUAUGUAAAAAAUUAGAUAUUUGCCUGUAGAUUAGAAUUGAAUUUUUUAAAAAUGAAUAAAAAUUCUUAGCUUAUCGACUGGAGGAAUAGAUUUUUCUGAUACACCUUUUGUAGUGAAAAUAAAAGAGCUUGUAGAGAACGGAAUUACUAUUAUAUCAGCUGCAGGAAAUGAUGGGCCAGGAUUUGGGACAUUAAGUAAUCCUGGAGAUCAGCCUGAGGUGAUAGGAGUUGGCGGAUUAGACGAAUCUGGAGAAAAAGUAGCUGACUUUAGUAGCAGAGGACCUACAUUGUGGGAAAUGAGAGGUGGAAUGGGGAGGUUUAAGCCUGAUAUAGUAACUUAUGCGUCAAAUAUAAGAGGCUAUGUCGGCGGCAAAUGCUCGUCAAGUUCUGGGACAUCAGUUGCAACACCAAUUGUUGCUGGAAGCCUUGCAUUAAUAUAUAACGAAACUUAUUCUCCUGGACUGAUAAAGCAAGCCUUAAUCCAUUCUGCUGAAAAACUGCCUAAAUUUUCUAUAUUUGAGCAAGGUGCUGGAAAACUCGACAUUUUAAAUGCAGAAGAAUAUUUCCAAAAACCAAAAAAUAUUUCAUCAUUCCCUCCAAAUUUCAGCAAUAAUGAUGAAUAUUUUUACCCAUAUAAUUUACAAGGACUGUAAUUUCUACUUAGACAUGCAGAUGGGUCUGCUUUAAUUUUAAAUUUCACAAUAUUUCAUCCUAAUGAAUCAUCUGCUGCUUUAUCUUUAUAUUCAAUUGAAAAAAGCUCGUAUAGCCUAGAAAUAAAUAUAGAAAUCGCCAAUUUUUCUGCAUAUACUGCAUCUGUAGGUGUUUUUGUAUUUUUAAAUCAUUAUCAUGCUGAUUCUUUGCACGCUACAAUUAAUUUACAAAGCGAUGAUUUUAAUUUAUCAAUCCCCCUUAAUUUUAAAACAAGCUUGGUUCCUGAAAAGGAGUUUAGAGUUUUAUGAGACUUGAGCCAUAAUUUAAAAUACCCAGAAAAUGGAAUUGUUAUAAGAGAUGAAGAAGAAGACAACUAUUUAUUUGACUGAAGAGGAGACCAUCCUUUUACCAAUCAUUUGCAGCUAUAUGAUUAUAUAGUUUCAUUAGGCUAUACUGUUGAUUUUUUAUACACAGAUUUUUCUUGUGUGAAAUCUAAUUUAUACUCUACAUAUCUAAUAAUUGACCCAGAGCUCCCAUUUACUGAUUAUGAAAUAGCCUAAUUUUAUUGGCUAUUAAGCUUGUUUAUACUCAGCAUAUACGAAUUUUAAUAGAAAAUAAAAAAAUUAAUCAUUAUAAAGAUUUACAAUCAAUUUAAUUAAAUAUAAAAAAAAUCAGAUACGAUGUUGACAUUUCUGGGAUUUCCCUCAUAAUUUUUGCAGACUGAGGAGACCAUAAAUCUCUUUCAAAUCAGCUAAAAAAAGCAAAUUUAACGUCAGGAAUACCAGGAUCAAACAUUUUUACAAUAAACGAGCUUUUGUCUCCAUAUUUCAUGGAGUUUGGAGCAUCAAGAAGCUACUCAGGCGACGGAUUUUACACAUCUAAACAUUUCUCAGUAAGUUUUCACUAUAGUUUAUGCAAGGAUCUGAAAUCACACGAUUUCCUGCUGAUGGAUAUUUAAUAUCCCAAUCAUUUAUAGAUCCAAAAACAAGCAAAUCAAGAGAGAUGGGGGUGAUUGGUCUAAUUGAUUUUGAUGUCAGCCGUAUUGCAAUAGUAGGAGAUUCCAGCUGCUUGAACCCAGAUUUAUCGAAUUAUGACUGUUUAUGGCUUAUGGAAGAAUUAUUGGAAUUCACAGCGCAAGGUAACUCUGUAGUUGACAAUUGGUUUAAGCUACCUUAUGACUAUGAUAUUCAUAUUGAAGAAGAUGAUUAUGUCACUUGGGUAUAUCCAGCACCAAUUUCAGAAGAAAGGGUAAGAAAUCUUAAGUCCUUAGGGAUAGAAGAGGAAAAAGUGGUAAAUCAUGAAACUGAAUGGCAUGAAAUGACGCAGAAAAAAUUGAGGACUUGGAGCCCAUUUAGGCCUGAUGCCGAUAAUAUAGACUUGGUCAAGGUCGUCCAAUUUAUUGUGUCAGGAAUUUUAAUAUUGCUACUUGGAGUUCUGUAUUUUUCAAGAAAAAAGCCAGUUCAGCACCCAUUGAGAAGACUUAAACCAAUUUCAGUAGCUUCAGUUUAA